Molecule: messenger RNA, 464 nt
Organism: Seminavis robusta
Lineage: Eukaryota; Bacillariophyta; Bacillariophyceae; Naviculales; Naviculaceae
Source: the annotation of a GenBank genome assembly
GACUACUAGCUACUAGUAUUACUAUAUCUCUACCAUACGAAGACAGAACUAAGAUGACGGACGCGACGGAAUUGGAAAAGCGGGUGGAAGCCUUGGAAGUGGGGGCCAAGUUUGACGCCACGCAAAAGGAUGUCAAGGAGCUGGAACAGGAAUUUCUGGCAAAAUUUCAGGAAAUUAGAGAGGCCAUGGUCAGCCAAAGUAAUACCUGUGGUGCCAGUGGUGGAGGAGCUUCCAGUAAAGAAAUGGAAGCCGUCAAGGCCGAGAAUCAAGCACUCAAGAAACGCAAUGCCAAAUUGGAGUACCGUGUCAAAAUCAUGCUCAAGAGUAUGGAGGAAUUGUAUGCCAACAAGAAUAUAUAGUGAUAAACAAUAAGAUAUAUAAUAAUAAACAUUUGGUCAGGAACUGUUUAAAAAUAGACAGGAAUUUUGCAAAAUCUACUUGCUUGGCCCUGGCUGGCUUCCUAG